Molecule: messenger RNA, 1463 nt
Organism: Nanorana parkeri
Lineage: Eukaryota; Metazoa; Chordata; Amphibia; Anura; Dicroglossidae
Gene: MOK
Product: MOK protein kinase
Exons: 12
Coding region: 206-1462 (418 amino acids)
Biological process (GO): protein phosphorylation; intracellular signal transduction
Cellular component (GO): cytoplasm; nucleus
Molecular function (GO): ATP binding; protein serine/threonine kinase activity
Source: RefSeq, a predicted model, not a curated record
CCCCUCUGGUGCCCUGGUGACAGGCGGUGGAGGCCUAGGUGUCGGGGUUGCGAGCGGUUGCCUAGGAGACGACGAUACAACAUGGCAGCCGUGUGCUCUCCAGGACAGUGCCCGGGACCCUGAGAGGGAGAGAGGAGGGAGCGAUGCCAGUGCCAGCCCCCGGCUCAGUCAGCUGUGAGAGGCUUUGUGUGGUGCCGGUGACACCAUGAAUAAGUAUAAGACAAUUAAAAAAAUAGGUGAAGGAACCUUUUCGGAAGUUGUCAAGUCCCAAAGUUUAAAAGAUGGAAAUUACUACGCGUGCAAGAAGAUGAAGCAACUUUUCAAAAGCACAGAGCAAGUGAAUAACCUGAGAGAAAUCCAAGCGCUGAGGAGGCUGAGCCCACACCCUAAUAUCCUCACAUUACAUGAAGUGCUUUUUGACAGGAAAUCGGGAUGCCUGGCUCUGAUUUGUGAAUUGAUGGACAUGAAUAUCUAUGAGCUGAUAAGAGAGCGAAGACACCCCUUAUCCGAAAAUAAAAUCCGCAAUUAUAUGUACCAGCUGUGCAAAUCCCUGGAGCACAUUCACAGAAAUGGAAUCUUUCAUCGUGAUGUCAAGCCAGAAAAUAUUUUAAUAAAGCAAGAUGUCUUAAAGCUCGCUGACUUUGGCUCGUGCCGCAGUGUCUUCUCGAAACAGCCGUACACAGAAUACAUAUCAACACGUUGGUAUCGGGCACCAGAAUGCCUCUUGACUGAUGGAUAUUAUACUUAUAAAAUGGACAUUUGGAGUGUCGGUUGUGUCUUCUUUGAGAUCUGCAGCCUCCAUCCCCUCUUUCCUGGCACAAACGAACUGGACCAGAUAUCCAAAAUCCACGAUGUCCUCGGCACGCCGACCUCCGCUGUGCUCAGGAAGUUUAAACAGUCACGAGCAAUGAAUUUUGACUUCCCGUCCAAAAGAGGAGGCGGGGUCAGCCGGCUGCUUCCAGGCGUCUCAUUGGAAAGCGUCUCGCUCAUGUGCGCCAUGCUGGAGUACGACCCGGAGGAGCGGAUCACCGCCGGACAGUCCCUGCAGCACGCUUACUUUGCAGAAUGCAGGACGUUGGAGAAGCGCGUUCUGUCCCGGAAAUUCGGCAUGCCGGAAAAGUCCAACACCGCAGGUUCCAUGAGCUACUUGAUGCGGAUCGCCGGCCAAGGAAGAAGGCAGCAGGCCUUAAAAACCAUGGCGGACCUUCCUUUCCACCAUCAGGGGCCGGCCUACCCAAUGGAGAUGCCAAAAUUUAACCUACCGGCCGUAACGAAGCCAGUCUCCUUCCCGUCCAUGAAGUAUCAAUCGGUGUUCCCGUUCCCCGGAAACGGUGGGAAACUACCCAUAAUUCCCAGCGUCAAGUACAUGGACUCCAAGUUUGAAAACCACCAACACGGGAAGCCGCACGUCAAGCCGUACCACCUACCGACACUGGACAGAAAGGGGGGCGGAGCUCUCUGAU